CUAUUAACUAUCUUCAGUGGUACCCCGCGGUCGCCUCGGUCAAGUCGCGUUGUACGCAUGUAUCUCAAAAACUUCUUAUCGUUUGAUCAAUGAGAUUCUAUGACAAUUUUAGUAAGUUGAAAAUAUGUACGAAUGUGUUAGUUGUAUAGCAAUGUCUGUUUAAAGUUAACACCGUCCACCCAACAAUGAGUAGAUCUGCGGAGCUUUUUAGGAUGUGGAGAGAUGCGUAGCCACACGACACUGAGAUCAAGUCCAAGUGACUCCCAUCCAGGAAAUAGACCGAUCCACAACGCGUGAAUUACUCUUCUAAAAUAUUCACGUCAAUUCAGUUCACUUCAGUUUUUGACUAAAAUCGACACGUAAAAGCCACAGAAAUUUUUUUUAUCGCAUGGGGGCUUUGUAAAGAUCGCGCACAUAAACCGGAGUAAACUUUUUUGAGUUUCAAUCUCACAAAGGAGAAUUUGCUGGAUCGCCGUCUCAUUUCCGCAUUCUGGCCCCCGAGUGUUUGGCGAAGGGCUGGAGAUCACUGUUCUCUGCUAAUUUAACCUACGAAACCAUGACUGGCCGACUAGACACUGAUCUGUACCCUCUGGGAGCCGGUUACGUCACUGAGAUUGACGUUCAUGACAUAUCAGUUGGCACCAAGAGGGGAUCCGACGAGCUGUUUUCUUCCUGCAUAUCCAACGGGCCCUAUAUCAUGAGCUCAGCCAAUGGCAACGACAGCAAAAAGUUCAAAGGGGACACCCGGAGCCCCGGGGUCCCGUCGCGCGUCAUCCACGUGCGCAAGCUGCCCAACGACAUCAACGAGGCCGAGGUCAUCAGCCUGGGCCUGCCCUUCGGCAAGGUCACCAACCUGCUGAUGCUGAAGGGGAAGAACCAGGCCUUCCUGGAGCUGAACAGCGAGGAGUGUGCCCAGACCAUGGUUAGUUACUAUUCAUCAGUGACUCCAGUCAUCAGGAACCACCCUGUCUACAUGCAGUACUCCACACACAAGGAGCUGAAGACCGACAACUCCCCCAACCAAGUGCGGGCCCAGGCGGCGCUGCAGGCGGUCAACGCGGUGCAGAGCGGGGGCAUGGGGGGGAUGCCCAUGCCGGGGGAAGGGGCGGCCAUGGGGGGGAUAGGGGCCAUGGGCUCCCAGAGCCCCGUGCUGAGGGUCAUCGUGGAGAACCUCUUCUACCCCGUCACCCUGGACGUGCUGCAUCAGAUCUUCUCCAAGUUUGGCACCGUUCUGAAGAUCAUCACCUUCACCAAGAACAACCAGUUCCAGGCCCUGGUCCAGUACGCUGAUGGCAUGACUGCACAGCACUCCAAACUGUCUCUGGACGGCCAGAACAUCUACAACGCGUGCUGCACCCUGAGGAUCAGCUUCUCCAAGCUCACCAGCCUCAACGUGCGCUACAACAACGACAAGAGCCGGGACUACACCAGACCAGACCUGCCCACAGGAGACACCCAGCCCUCCAUAGACCACCAGGCCAUGGCUGCCGCCUUCGGUGCUCCAGGUAUUAUCUCAGCCUCUCCCUAUGGAGGAGCCCAUUUCCCUCCAGCCUUCGCCAUCCAGCAGGCAGCAGCAGGUCUGUCCAUGCCUGGGAUGCCCGGAGCCCUGGCCCAGCUGGGCGUCGGCCACGGGGGCGUGGCGGCUGCCGCAGCGGCUGCCAGUCGCCUCGGCCUAUCAGGGCUGGGCGCUGGGGGCCACAGCGUCCUAUUGGUCAGCAACCUGAACCCAGAGGUCAGUAUCGCGACUGCGCCGACGUGACUCGGUCACACAGGACGACAGUGUAGUCCCACACUGUAACCCCCACAGCCUCAUCCACUUCCUGUGUAGAGGCCAGUAUGGCCUCCUGGUCCCCUCCUGUCUCCCCCCCCCCCCCCCCCCCCCUCCCUCUCUCUCUCUCAGCUCUAGGCCGUGUGACGGAGGUAGAGACCGAGCAAAGCCAGAGUCCUCCUCCUGUGUGUCCUCUGUUCAAACUGAGGGCCCCUCUAGACCUGCCCCCCCCCCCCCCCCUCCCUCUCUCUCAGAUCUCCUCGUGUUUGACCGAGCCUGCUGCAUUUUCCUCACUGCCACUUCGUUCACUGUGAAUUUUUACCCAGAAAAAAAAAAAAAAAAAAAACGUUUUUGUUUUAAAUCCAGAAACUAACUUCUUUUUAUCUACCAUUUUCAUAUCUUCAUUUUUGUCCCAUUUUAGUUCAAUCAUUCUUGAGUUGCUGGAGAGACAAUAUUACUUUUCUUAGUCAACUUACUGCUUAGUUUACAGUGUUAUUAUUGUAGUCAUCAUUUACAUAUAUAUAUUUUUUUAUUAAGCUGAAUAUUCUAUUUUAUCAUGUAAAUGUAAUUUAUGGAACUCAUUACACUUGAUGUACGGGAUGAUUUUAAUUGUUUUACGGUGGGGUGGGGAGGUGGGUUUUAAUGAGUUUAAAACUACGAACUAGUUGAAGCAUUCGAGUACAACUUAAGUUAAGGGAAUGUCUAAAUCCAAAGUACAUAUUGUCUCUGCCUUUUCUGUUAUUUCAUUGUUAAUCUUCUCUUUUCUGUUUCUCUUAGCGUUCCCAUAGUGACAGUGCAUUUUAAUUUAGCCAGUUCUACUGUCUGAAGCACUACAUUUCUUUGUGUAUACUGACCUUGUUUUUUUACUUCCUUUUUUCUUUUUCUCUCUCCUUCUCUCCCUCUCUCUCUCUCUCCUCUCUCCCCCCCCUCUCCUCUUUCUCCUGCUCUUCCCCCCUCUCUCUCUUUUUUUGUUUUUAAUCCCCUCACCUGGACUCUUGCCAACUGACUGCACGCCCCAUGACCAAUUGUACUCCUCCCUUCCCUCCAUUCCUUCUCUCUCCAUCCCUCUUUCUACUCCCCCCCCCCCCCCCCCUCCUACCACCCCCACCCAUUGACCCCGAUUGUGGACACGCCCUUCAAAACGACAAUGUCAAAACACGACCAAUCACAACACAUUUGGCCCACCCCACCUCUCUCUCUCUCUCUCUCUCUGUUCUCAUUCAUCCAAUCCUUUUUCUACCUCCUCCUUUUCUCUCUC
Molecule: messenger RNA, 3026 nt
Organism: Hypomesus transpacificus
Lineage: Eukaryota; Metazoa; Chordata; Actinopteri; Osmeriformes; Osmeridae
Product: polypyrimidine tract-binding protein 1-like
Exons: 11
Coding region: 557-1759 (400 amino acids)
Biological process (GO): regulation of cell differentiation; mRNA processing; regulation of RNA splicing
Cellular component (GO): nucleus
Molecular function (GO): mRNA binding
Source: RefSeq, a predicted model, not a curated record